Hansenula ciferrii is the source of this 1386-nucleotide messenger RNA. It is a transcript of the gene MET2, whose product is annotated as homoserine O-acetyltransferase. Gene Ontology annotation, molecular function: homoserine O-acetyltransferase activity. NCBI's taxonomy places the organism in Eukaryota, Fungi, Ascomycota, Saccharomycetes, Phaffomycetales, Wickerhamomycetaceae. The transcript has a single exon. The coding region runs from base 1 to 1386 and encodes 461 amino acids. The record is from RefSeq and is a predicted model, not a curated record. Gene Ontology annotation, biological process: L-homoserine metabolic process.
AUGGGUCAAUAUAAAAUAAUUGAAUCUGAACCUGAAAAUCCGUUUGCUUCACUUGUGCAAAAUCAAACUAUUGUGGAAAUCCCAGAAUUUGAAUUGGAAUCUGGGGAAGUUUUAACAAAAAUUCCAUUAGCUUAUAAGACAUGGGGUCAAUUAAAUGAAGCCAAAAAUAAUGUAUUAGUUAUAUGUCAUGCCUUAACAGGCUCUUCAGAUGUUAGUGAUUGGUGGGGUCCAUUAUUAGGUCCUGGAAAAGCUUUUGAUCCAACUAAAUUCUUCAUAAUUUGUUUAAAUUCUCUUGGUUCUCCAUAUGGUUCUGCAAGUCCUGUUACAAUUGAUCCAAAUACUGGUGAAAGAUAUGGUCCUGAAUUCCCACUUUGUACCGUGAGAGAUGAUGUUAAUAUUCAUAAAUUAGUAUUGGAUGAUUUAGGUGUAAAGCAAAUCGCAUGUGUUAUUGGUGGUUCAAUGGGUGGUACUUUAGUUUUAGAAUGGGCAAUUUUUGGAAUUGAUUAUGUUCGUAAUAUUAUUCCAUUAGCAACAAGUGCAAGACAUUCAGCUUGGUGUAUAAGUUGGAGUGAAGCUCAACGUCAAUGUAUUUAUUCAGAUCCAAAAUAUCAAGAUGGUUAUUAUGAUCCAAAAGAUCCUCCAAGUUCUGGUUUAGGUGCUGCAAGAAUGACUGCUUUAUUAACUUAUCGUUCAAGAAAUAGUUUUGAAUCAAGAUUUGGUAGAAAAGAUCCAAGUAUUGUUCAAAAUAAAAAUUCUUCAAAACCUCAAUUAAUUAGAGAAUCUUCAACUCCACGUGAAGAAAAUUGGGCAAUUCAUAAUGAAGGUCAUAAAGGUAGAAAAUUACAUAAUAAUCAUAAUGAAUCACCAAGACCAAGAUCUGAUUCUCAAAGUUCAACAAAUUCAAAUACUUCCACAACAUCAUCAAUUCGUAAUAAACAUCAAACUUUUUUCACUGCUCAAAGUUAUUUACGUUAUCAAGGUGAAAAAUUUAUUUCAAGAUUUGAUGCAAAUUGUUAUAUUUCAAUAACAAGAAAAAUGGAUACUCAUGAUUUAUCUCGUAAUCGUGAAGGUGAUUUAGAAGAUAUUUUGAAAAAUUUAAAACAACCUGCUUUAGUUAUUGGUAUAAGUUCAGAUGGUCUUUUCACUUAUACUGAACAAGAAACAAUUGCUAAAUUUAUGCCAAAUGCUAAAUUAGAAAGAAUUAAUUCUCCUGAAGGUCAUGAUGCAUUCUUAUUAGAAUUUGCAGCUAUUGAUAAAUUAAUUAUUGAUUUCUUAGCUGAAAAUUGUAAAGAAAUUGUUCAAGCUCCUGGUAUUGAAUGGAAUGAAGCUAUUGAAGAUGUUAAAGAUUCUGUUUUCGGUGAAGCUGAAGAUGUUACAAACUGGUGA